Annulohypoxylon maeteangense is the source of this 4311-nucleotide messenger RNA. Its product is annotated as beta-sandwich domain of Sec23/24. The coding region runs from base 520 to 3573 and encodes 1017 amino acids. Gene Ontology annotation, molecular function: SNARE binding; zinc ion binding. The transcript is spliced from 3 exons. Gene Ontology annotation, cellular component: COPII vesicle coat; endoplasmic reticulum exit site. NCBI's taxonomy places the organism in Eukaryota, Fungi, Ascomycota, Sordariomycetes, Xylariales, Hypoxylaceae. The record is from RefSeq and is a predicted model, not a curated record. Gene Ontology annotation, biological process: endoplasmic reticulum to Golgi vesicle-mediated transport; intracellular protein transport; COPII-coated vesicle cargo loading.
GUGCCCACUACAAAAUACAUUCAUAGCAUACCGCGACUGAAAUAUUAUCGGAAAAUCCCCGGAAUGUUAUCGUGUCAAUUCCAUCAAUUCCAUAAUUCAUCAUCAAUUGUCCGUUUUAAUUGACCCCUGGCUGCUUCUACUAUGUCCAUGCUCACAACCCAUCUUGGCUAUGAUUUCAGAUGUUAAUAUCGAAGCCGUGACCUCAAAAGACGAGACUUGACACGACGUGACGCCACAAGUCUUCUUAGCUAAAUCAACUAACGAAGGGACUAAACUGACAGCUUGUCCUCUUACCUUUCUUUUCUUAGGUAAAUCGCCUCUAAAUGUCUGUCUAAUCGUCAUCUUGUAAAUACGCGAUACCAUGGAACAUUCAAAAUCUUUAUGAUUUGCCGAAUCUCGAGCCGAAACAAGACUACGCCUUGAGGUAUCCGAGGUAUACGAAUUACACGAGAAGGUACACGUCAAUAAAACAAUAUUUGGAGAAUUCGAUUUCAGUUUAUGAAGAGGUAGUCAUUCACAAUGGCGGAUUACUCUAUGUAUCACGCUUUAGGGCAAGGCGAACAAUAUGAUCCUAAUAAUCCCAACCGAACGACUCAACCCGCCCCUCCGCAAUUCCAACCCCCCGUUGCCCAAAAUCCCUAUCAACAAGGCGUUGGCUAUGGCUCUCCUGCACCUCCCCCGGGUCAACAAUACUAUGGGAAUGCUGCUCCGCCUCCCGGUGGCCCUUCGCCCGUAGCCGUACCCCCACAAGAUGGAGGUCUUUCUGCACAGAUGGCAGGAAUGUCAAUAGGAGAUGGCCAACAUUCGGCGAGGAGGAAGAAGAAAGAUAGACAUGUGUUCCAUGCCGUGGAAGCUCCGGCUGGUUCUUCGCAAGCGUAUAAUGGUAUACCGCCGGUAGGGACACCUGCUACGGCUUUCUUAAACGCAGAUCCCUCCGUACAGCCAGGCAGCCAGUUCAUUGGACAACCAGCUGUGCCAAACCAAUUCCCGGCCCCUGUCAACGCACCUUUCAACCCCGCGAUACCAGCGACUCCAGCCGAAUUUGCUGCAAGAAGUGGUCAGGUUGAUCAGGGCCAUGCGCCCGCCUUCGUACCAGCGUCAGGGGGAGGACAGGUUUCGCCAGAUGAUGUCCCUAGUGUGCCAGUGUCUAGGGAUGUACCACAACAAUACUAUCUUAGCAAUGUAUAUCCAACCUUCGAGCGUCAUGUUCCUCCUCCGGCUACCGUCUCCUUUGUCGCCUACGACCAAGGCAAUUCUUCGCCAAAGUUUACUAGGUUGACGAUGAAUAAUAUCCCAUCCAAUUCUGAAGGCUUAAACAGCACCGGUCUGCCUUUAGGCCUUAUCUUACAACCCCUAGCCCGCCUUCAACCUGGUGAGAUGGAGGUUCCUGUACUUGAUUUUGGGGACGUUGGACCGCCGAGGUGUCGGAGAUGCCGUGCUUACAUCAACCCUUUCAUGAUGUUUCGUUCAGGGGGAAGCAAGUUCGUGUGUAACCUAUGUACCUAUCCUAACGAUACCCCUUCGGAAUAUUUCUGUGCGACAACUCCGCAAGGCGUACGAGUUGACCGGGAUCAGCGACCGGAGUUGACGAGAGGUACCGUCGAAUUUACAGUACCUAAAGAGUACUGGACGAAGGAGCCGUCAGGUCUUCAUUGGUUAUUUGCUAUCGAUGUCACUCAAGAAUCAUACAACAAGGGGUUUUUAGAAGCCUUUUGCGAAGGUAUACUUGCCGCACUCUACGCUCCGGAAGGAGGCGACGAGACAGAUGAGAAUGGCGAACCGAAACGACGAAUUCCACCUGGUGCUAAAGUCGGAUUUGUCACAUAUGACAAGGACAUACAUUUUUACAAUUGCAAUCCCGCCCUGGAGCAAGCGCAAAUGUUGAUAAUGUCCGACCUUGAGGACCCCUUUGUACCACUUAGCGACGGACUUUUCGUUGACCCAUACGAAUCAAAAGCGGUCAUCACGUCGCUGCUUGCGCGAUUACCGACAUUGUUCGCCGAUAUUAAAAAUCCGGAGCCCGCCUUACUACCUACAUUGAUCUCAUGUUUGGCCGCAUUAGAAAAAACUGGAGGAAAAAUGGUGUGUUCGCUGUCUGCGUUACCCACUUGGGGUCCUAACCGCCUUUUUAUGAGAGAUGAUGGGAAGUAUUCAGGGGGCGAAAUCGAUAAGAAACUUUUCACAACUGAUCAUCCCGCGUGGAGGAAGAUCGCCGAGAAGAUGGUUGCAGCUGGUGUUGGUAUUGAUUUCUUUUUAGCCGCACCCUCUGGUGGAUAUCUAGACGUAGCCACGAUUGGUCAUGUCGCGUCCACAACUGGCGGAGAAACAUUUUAUUACCCCAAUUUCGUAGCUGGCCGCGAUAACGCGAAGCUCUCUCUAGAGAUCAAGCACACAGUCACUAGAGAAACAGGUUAUCAGGCAUUGAUGAAAGUUCGAUGCUCUAACGGUCUCCAGAUAUCGGCAUACCACGGCAACUUUAUACAACAUACCUUCGGAGCCGAUCUUGAAAUAGGAGUCAUAGAUGCCGACAAGGCCGUGGGUGUUACGUUUGGUUAUGAUGGAAAGCUCGAUUCAAAACUUGACGCUCAUUUCCAGUCCGCCCUAUUGUAUACGACCGCCUCCGGCGAGCGACGAGUAAGGUGUUGUAAUGUCAUCGCAAGUGUCAGCGAUAACGCAAGGGAAUGCAUGAAAUUCGUUGACCAAGAUGCCGUAUACACAAUCAUUGCCAAGGAUGCCGCUUCUAAACUGGCCGCGACUUCUACUUCCCUUAAAGACAUAAGACUAGGCCUAACAGAAAAGACGAUUGAUGUUCUGGCUGGAUAUCGUAAGAAUUUCUCCUCUCAGCACCAUCCGCCAGGACAGCUUGUCAUGCCGGAGAAGCUUAAGGAGUUCUCGAUGUACAUGCUUGGUCUGAUCAAAUCCCGCGCUUUCAAGGGAGGAAACGAGACCUCCGAUCGGAGGGUACAUGAGAUGCGUAUGAUCAGUUCAAUGGGCGCUCCAGAACUCAGUCUGUACCUGUACCCUAGAAUGAUACCCAUUCACAACCUUAACCCCGAAGACGGGUUCCCCGACAAAGACACUGGCUACUUGAAAGUGCCACCAGCUAUUCGUACGUCGUUCAGCCGUGUUGAACCAGGAGGAGUCUACCUUGUAGACAACGGGCAACAAUGUUUACUAUGGUUCCAUUCCCAAACCUCGCCCAAUCUGCUGGCGGAUCUGUUUGGUGAAGGCAAGGAUAGCCUCAGCUCACUUGACCCGUACAGCUCUUCCUUACCGGUCCUGCAAACGCAUCUUAAUGCCCAGGUCCGGAACAUAAUCGAAUUCCUCAAGACCAUGCGCGGUUCUAAGGCGUUGACAAUUCAACUGGCUAGACAAGCAAUUGACGGGGCUGAAUAUGAGUUCGCAAGAUUGUUGAUUGAAGAUCGCAACAACGAAGCGCAAAGUUAUGUGGACUGGUUAGUACACUUACAUAAGGGCGUACAACUUGAGUUGGCUGGGCAAAGACGAAAAGAAGGCGAUGAGCAUAGUUCCCUGGCAUCCACGUUCCAGGGAUUAAGGCCACAAUACUGGUAGCAUGCCAUUCACAAGGACAAUCCUAGACAUACGCAUACAAAUAACCUUGGACCCAAGGAUCCGGCAAUUGGGAAAUGUUCUAGAUCUUGUCCGAGAGCCUCAAGAAGAAGCGAUUCUGGAUUUAAGGAUACAUAGAUAUGGUUAUUCUACCCCUCGGUUUCACCACCUCGAUGUCAGAUCAUAUCUAUUAAAACAAGUGGUACUGCGUUGUACCCCCAUACCAAAGGAUCAACCCCGUCCCUCUUUGAUGUUUGGUGAUUCCAAUGCAAAUUUGUGUCGCCCAGCCUUCCAAAUUGAGACAUGUCAAUCAUGGAUUACUAGUUUUUUUUCCCCGGCAGAACUAACUCAUUGACACUAUGGUAAAUCACCUUCCUGUUCAUUCCAGUGGGAGUGAGGAAGAUCUAGUUUCGGCCGAAAGACCCUGCAUCUCGCCUGUGACUGCAGCGAAGCAAACAACCUAACGGAAAUGAUGCCCGAGACAUCUGAAAUAAGCCGACUGCCUCCUUCCGCACCAAUAAUUAGUAACGGCCGUGAGCCCCGAUUUUUCUGUAGGACUCAUCGGUCCAGGGUGUUUGCGCUCAGUCUUGAAAAAUUUCAUGCCGAUAUCACUUUAGACAGCCUUACGUCUUAUUAUUACUAGGGAUAUGUCAAAACCGCAUGACCUCUUAGUAACAAUUCCAAGUUAUACAUAUCACCUUAAAUUUCGUAAGGGUAUAAUAUAAAUUUCUAGCCUAUUGA